Poecilia latipinna (sailfin molly) is the source of this 2370-nucleotide messenger RNA. It is a transcript of the gene sparta, whose product is annotated as spartin a. The record is from RefSeq and is a predicted model, not a curated record. Gene Ontology annotation, biological process: negative regulation of BMP signaling pathway; cell division. Lineage: Eukaryota; Metazoa; Chordata; Actinopteri; Cyprinodontiformes; Poeciliidae. Bases 411 to 2270 code for a protein of 619 amino acids. Gene Ontology annotation, cellular component: plasma membrane. The transcript is spliced from 8 exons.
CGCACCCAGAUUUCUCUGUACAUUUGUAAGAUUUAUUUAUUUAUUUGUUUUAAAGUUUGACGAAAAGUAUUUUCUCCCUGCAGAUGGUGUUUGUCAGUAGCUGGCGUCCACAGGUGGAUUGACAAAUCUUUUAAUUUUGUGUGAGAACCGAAAAUUGCUGAGAAACUGAAGUACGGAGCUGACUUAACUUUUGCUGUGGGUUCCUGUUGGCAUGGAGAUCUGAGUAGACUCGGAUCUGCUCCAGCGUUGCUGUCAUUCUGGAAAAACCUGCUUUGUUUGGCAGCACUCAAACCUAACCUUUCAGCUGCCAAUAAUAAACGCCUGACUAGCUUUCUUCUCGCUAGUUGCUGUGAUAUUGCAGUGAGACAGCUGGAGUUACGUCCUUUUGGAUAGAUAGUCUUGUCAACAGCAUGGCUGAGCCUGCUGAACUGCUGGUCAUUAAGGAUCAGUAUGAGCUGGCCCAACAAUCCAUGAACCAUGGAUCAGCGGCUCAGGAAGCUGACAACAAAUCAGAAGCUCUGGUGUAUUACAAGAAGAGUCGUCUGCAUCUUCGUCAAGGACUGGAGGUUCCUACUGGAGGGGAAAGGCAUCAAGGAGAGGUCUGGGACAAGGCUAGGCAGCUUCAGCAGAAGAUGAAGGAAAUGUUAGGGACUAUCGACACCCGCCUGUCUGAUCUGGAAAAGUCCACACCAAGGGACAAACACUUACUGUCCAAAUUUUCUACUCCUCUUUACCCAGACUUGGUAAUUAACAGUCAGCCCACCAAUAGUUCUGUCCUCCAUCUGUACCCUACCAUACCAGAUACAACCCACAGCACAACACCAGCCCCCAUCAGUCCUAUUUUCCCUGCUGUCCCAAACACACACACACUCCCUGCAGCUGAUCUGGAAACUGUGGCCAUGGAUAGCUCAACAGACCUUCCUCCAGCAUACACUCCAAAGCCAAUGGAUGGGCACCGCAGCCUGGCUUACGAUCCUGCCGGAGGCGGCCUCUGGUCAAGGGAACCACCAGAUGGGAAGGAGCUGCUCUCCAUCCCCUCCGGGGUACAGCUGUUCUUUGUCGAACCAAACGGUCAGGUCAGCUCUCUGUCCUCUCCAGGCUACCUCCGUGUCAUCACAACGGAUAAUGAACAAAGUGAUCGCAGUGCUGGAAAACCCUCUGGAUUUUUACAUGUGUGUGAUCGCCUGUAUCCCCUGUCAGCAGACACCCCGGUGCUGCUGGCCAACUCUGGCAUCUACAUGUUCCCCGACUGCUUGGCAGAGUUACCCGGCUCCUAUGUGGGUUUAGUGCUGUCGUCUGAACUGCCUGCUGCGGACUGUGAGAUGUUUCAGGAUGUUCUAUCACAGCUUGCUGAUCUCAGGAUCCAGGGAACAGAAGGAGCUGAAGGAGAGGUCAUGAACUUGACUGAUAAAAUUCCCCUGAGUCCUCCGCAUGAGCAAACAGAUCAAAUGGUACCAGAGGGGGAAAAGGUAACACUUCUACUUCCUGGAUGGAGUGAGAAGAUGGCUCAAGGAAUUUUGUCUGGAGCUACAAAAUUGAGUCAGUCAUUUGCAAAAGGAGCAGAGGCCACUGGGAAUAUCAUUCAGAAAGGAGCAGCCAAGAUCCGGGACCGCAUCACACCAGAGGAGACCCCAUCUGAGGUCAGUCCACAGGUCACCAAAGGUCUGAAUGCUACCAAACAAGCCACCGGGGGCGCUGUUCGAGUCAGUAAAUUCUUAGUGAAUGGCAUAAGUACAAUUGCAGGACAUGUGGCAGAAAAGGUGACACCUCAUGUGAAGAAGCACGGUGCUAAGCUGGUCCCAGAGUCUCUGAAAAAAAGUCAGGAUGGCCAGGCUUCCAACUUCGAUGGAGCCAAGUUUGUAGCAGCCAGCAGCAUACAAGGUUUAAGCACAGUUUGGGAAAGUCUAGAGACUGGAGCAAAACACGUCUGCAAAAGUGUUGCAACUGAAACUGUCACAACAGUAAAGUACAAGUACGGCAAUGAUGCGGGCCAAGCCACAGAUACAGCUCUCCGCUCAGUGGGCAACAUUGGUUUGACUGCACAUAAUAUUGACAAUCUGGGCCUCAAAGCCAUCCUGAAGACUACUGGCAAGGAGACGGCCAAGGCCAUGGUUAAAGAAUCUGACGAUGAGGUAAAGGAAACCGAAGAGAGUAAGAUGCAAAAUGACAAACAUCUCACACAAGCUGAGAAGGGGGUGGAAAUGAAAGAAGAGGCACCAGAAAAGACAAAGGAUGUGAAUAAGGAACAAGAGGGAAAGAAGGAAGAAUAAAUUUCUACUAGACCUAGUGCUUUGUUGUCAUACAGUAUAAAUUAAUGGUGUAUUUAAAUGAAUAUAUUAAAGUAUUAUAAUAAACUCGAUUUUAAGUGUU